This is a messenger RNA of Gasterosteus aculeatus aculeatus (three-spined stickleback), 3024 nucleotides long. RefSeq names its product 5,10-methenyltetrahydrofolate synthetase (5-formyltetrahydrofolate cyclo-ligase) (gene mthfs). Gene Ontology annotation, biological process: folic acid-containing compound biosynthetic process; tetrahydrofolate interconversion. NCBI's taxonomy places the organism in Eukaryota, Metazoa, Chordata, Actinopteri, Perciformes, Gasterosteidae. Gene Ontology annotation, cellular component: mitochondrion. Gene Ontology annotation, molecular function: 5-formyltetrahydrofolate cyclo-ligase activity. The record is from RefSeq and is a predicted model, not a curated record.
UACAUUGACCGCAGCGUGAUGACGUCUCACAGCCCCUGCUGGCACUUCGACGGUUCUCACUACCUCUCGCGUGUUCAUGUUUAAUCCAGCAAACAACACUGUCAGUGACGAAACCGUCUCUUCACCAUUAACGUCUACCGAAAUGCACUUCACAGAAUGACUUGAGUCACCUCAUCUUUACUUCACUUUGGCUUCAGUUUAAGUCCUCCGGCGCAAUGGCCGCCCUGCUCGCCGCAAAGCAAGCCCUGAGGAAAGACUUAAAGCGAAGGGUGGCAGCGCUGAGUGCCGAGGAGAAGCAGCGUCAGUCUGCAGUCCUCUCACGGCAGCUGUUCAGACACCCCAAGUAUUUGUCCUGUAAGAGGAUUGCUGUGUUUCUCAGCAUGGAUGAUGAGGUGCGCACCGAGGAUAUCAUCAAAGAUCUGUUCAAAUGGGGUAAAAGCUGCUUCAUUCCAAGAUAUGAGCGCAGCAGCAGCCAUAUGGACAUGUUGGAGCUCAAAAGUCUGCAGGACGUGGAGACGCUGCCUCUGACAUCAUGGAACAUCAGGCAGCCCGCUGAAGAUGACAAAAGAAGAGAGGAAGCGCUUGCUGGGGGGGGUCUGGACCUGAUCCUCAUGCCUGGCCUGGGGUUCGACCGGUUUGGGAGACGUCUGGGAAGAGGGAGAGGCUUCUAUGACACAUACUUGGAGCGCUGCAUCAGACACCCCAGUGGAAAACCCUACACCAUCGCCUUGGCCUUCAAAGAGCAGCUUUGUCACGAAAUCCCUGUCGAUGACAACGAUGUGCUCAUAGAUGAAAUCCUGUAUGAGGAUGAGUAGCUAAUCCGUCAUGAAGUCAAGGCUGGUCAUAUUUACAAGUCAAAGUCCGCCAAAUGUUUAACCUGGCCUCUCAAUUGGAUAGUGUGGCCGUGGUUACACUUCUCUCUUUGAUUUUUGUGGCUGUGUCAUUAUGUUGCUGUUCCAAAGCUUUUAUUUUGAUGUAGCAGGAUAAUUGAAUGUGCUUUCAUGAGCUGUAAGUUCAAAUGACUGACAGCAGGUCUUAAGGCCCAGGUGGAAUUCAUGUUGGUUUUUCCACCUGUGAUAUCCCUGCUAUGACUUGUCAAAAUAUAAUAUGUUACCACAUUAUACAAAUGAAGAUAAUUCAUGGCUGUGUUGAUUGUGUUGAAAUAUUUUGUGCCAGUUUCUGCUCUGUAUGUCCUGCUGCUGAUGUUACCAUAAAGAUGUGUGAGGUAAUCACAAACUACAUAAACAUGAUUGCUUUACACAAUUAUACCAUUAAUGGACAAAUACAAGAAAUGUGGAUUCAUGUUUUAAAUAUAUAUUUCUACAUGUUUCAUGGACCUCGAUUGCUAUUAUCCAUAAGUGUCUUCUACUGCUCUCACACUGUACCAGCUCACAUAGUGACUGACUGCACGUCGUUAUUCUGUUUGAGUCUUGGACAUCACUCCUGGAGCAGAAAUUGACCGUGUUAUUACUAGUUGUGAUAUUCAGGAUUUAAUCUGGGAAGUUCAACAUGCACGUUUAAAAGCCUUUAGACCUAAUGACUGACGUCCCUUGAUCAGAAAGUCAAGGUUAUUGUGUUGCCAUCCAUCCAUCCAUCUUCAACCGCUUAUCUGGGGUCGGGUCACGGGGGCAACAGCUUCAGCAGGGGACCCCAAACUUACCUUUCCCGGACCACAUCUACCAGCUCUGACUGGGGGAUCCCAAGGCGUUCCCAGGCCAGUGCAGAGAUAUAAUCUCUCCACCUAGUCCUGGGUCUUCCCUGGACUAUUGUAUUGUGUUACUUUUAGGUCCCUUCCACUGCUAACAUUGCUUUCGUUACUUGACGUCGAUGUUUGUCCUUCAGUGCGCAAAGUGAUGGCUGCAGCUAGAGGACUUUUACCAAACAAGUAAUUUAUGACACCCAAUACAAGUGUAACAUCAGUGCACAUAUGCCAAGAAACUUUAAGGAGGUAAAGGUGAUGGUGCAGUAGUAAGUCUACUAUUUGUAUCGGGCCAAGAACUCGUCUCUGUUCUUGUCUUGUUGGACCUUAGUGCUGCAUUUGAUACUAUUGAUUAUUGUAUCUUUGCAGAGACUACAAAAUUCAAUUGGUAUUGUAGUAUAUAAUUAUAUUGAUCCAAGUUUGUGUCUGAACAGGGAAUCUGUGAUGACCACCAAUGUUGGUCACGGAGUCCCACAAGGUCCUGUGCUUGGACUGAUUUUAUUUACCCUGUAUAUGUUUCCUUUAGGAAAUGUCAGAAAAUUCUGCAUAUAUUGCUAUGCAGACGAUACUCAAUUGUAUCUGUUGAUCAAGCCAGAUGAGACCAGCCAGCUCGUUGGACUUGUCUCGGGGAGACAACUUUCUGAUGCUAAAUCCAGACAAAAAUAGAGGUUCUCUUGUUUGGCCCAGAGCGCCUUCGAGAUCAGUUGUCUGGGGAUAUAAUUUCUCUGGAUGAAAUUACUCCGUCAUCCUGUAGCAACGUAAAGAAACUUGGAGUUCUCUUUGACCAGCAUGUGUCCUUUAAUUUAGAAACAACAAACUUCACUUUCAUCUACUUGAUAUUUUAUCAGGGAAUGGCAUGAAUUCAAUUGCACUUCUCUGAUAUGAUCUGGUCAGGUGGGAUUGUUAAUCGCUUUCAGAUGUAUUUUUGUUGUUUGUUGCGCUAGAGGGGCGACAAUGAGACAACUCCCCCAAACAGGACUGGUUUUGCAUUUGGAGGCCAAUUCAAGAAUGGUUGCCGCUUCCCCCCGGUGUGAGAAGGCGGGGUAAAGCAGGUCCUUCCUCCCUGCUGCUGCCAGGCUGCGCAAAAGCUCAGCUCCACUUACCAAAUAACAACAUGGGAAAUUACUCAUUCAAUCAUGUGCAAUAUCAGUAUGCAUAUCAAUGUAUACGUGCAAUAUAAACAAACACUUCCCAUUUCAUGUUCAGAAAUGUGUGCACAACCACUUAAGCUGAUUACAUCGUAUUUUUCAUUUGGUAGUUUACUCUGCUGUAACCUUGCGAAUCUUUCUGUCUCUGUGGGACUAAUAAAGGAUUAUGUUAUUUGA